ACAACCCCCCCUUCACUUCCGGCGCCGCCGAGGCGCCGUGGACGGCUUCCGGGUUUGGGCCUGGCACUGUGGCUGAGGCGGCGGCGGCGGCGGCGGCGGCGGCGGCGGAGGAGGAGGAGGAGAGGGCUACGGGCGGCGGGAGCUGGGGAGCAGGCAUGGAUGUUUCAGGGCAGGAGACCGACUGGCGGAGCACCGCCUUCCGGCAGAAGCUGGUCAGUCAAAUCGAGGAUGCCAUGAGGAAAGCUGGUGUGGCACACAGUAAAUCCAGCAAGGAAAUGGAGAGCCAUGUGUUCCUGAAGGCCAAGACCCGGGACGAAUACCUUUCUCUCGUGGCCAGGCUCAUUAUCCAUUUUCGAGACAUUCAUAACAAGAAAUCUCAAGCUUCCGUCAGUGAUCCUAUGAACGCACUCCAGAGCCUAACUGGCGGACCUGCCGCGGGAGCCGCCGGAAUUGGCAUGCCUCCUCGGGGCCCGGGACAGUCUCUGGGCGGGAUGGGUGGCCUUAGUGCCAUGGGACAGCCAAUGUCUCUCUCGGGGCAGCCGCCCCCUGGGACCUCGGGGAUGGCCCCUCACAACAUGGCUGUCGUGUCUACGGCAACUCCACAGACCCAGCUGCAGCUCCAGCAGGUGGCGCUGCAGCAGCAGCAGCAACAGCAGCAGCAGCAGCAGCAGCAGCAGUUCCAGCAGCAGGCGGCGCUGCAGCAGCAGCAGCAGCAGCAGCAGUUCCAGGCUCAGCAGAGUGCCAUGCAGCAGCAGUUCCAAGCAGUAGUGCAGCAGCAGCAGCAGCAGCUCCAGCAGCAGCAGCAGCAGCAACAACAUCUAAUUAAAUUGCAUCAUCAAAAUCAGCAACAGAUACAGCAGCAGCAACAGCAGCUGCAGCGAAUGGCACAGCUGCAGCUCCAGCAGCAGCAGCAGCAGCAACAGCAGCAGCAGCAGCAGCAGCAGCAGGCUUUGCAGGCCCAGCCGCCAAUUCAGCAGCCACCGAUGCAGCAGCCACAGCCUCCACCCUCCCAGGCCCUGCCCCAGCAGCUGCAGCAGAUGCAUCAUCCACAGCACCACCAGCCACCGCCACAGCCCCAGCAGCCUCCAGUUGCUCAGAACCAACCAUCACAACUCCCACCACAGUCACAGACCCAGCCUUUGGUGUCGCAGGCACAAGCUCUCCCUGGACAAAUGUUGUAUACCCAACCACCACUGAAAUUUGUCCGAGCUCCAAUGGUGGUACAGCAGCCCCAGGUGCAGCCCCAGGUGCAGCAGCAGACAGCAGUACAGACAGCUCAGACUGCCCAGAUGGUGGCUCCCGGAGUGCAGAUGAUCACGGAAGCCUUGGCCCAAGGUGGGAUGCACGUAAGAGCCCGGUUCCCGCCCACCACUGCUGUGUCCGCCAUCCCGUCAAGCUCCAUCCCUUUGGGCAGACAGCCCAUGGCACAGGUCAGCCAGAGCAGCCUCCCCAUGCUGUCCUCGCCAUCGCCGGGCCAGCAGGUGCAGACCCCGCAGUCGAUGCCCCCUCCCCCUCAGCCGUCCCCGCAGCCUGGCCAGCCUGGCUCACAGCCCAACUCCAACGUCAGCUCCGGCCCUGCCCCAUCCCCCAGUAGCUUCCUGCCCAGCCCCUCACCACAGCCCUCCCAGAGCCCAGUGACAGCACGGACCCCACAGAACUUCAGUGUUCCCUCACCUGGACCUUUAAACACACCUGUGAACCCCAGCUCUGUCAUGAGCCCAGCUGGCUCCAGUCAGGCUGAGGAGCAGCAGUACCUGGACAAGCUGAAGCAGCUGUCCAAGUACAUCGAGCCCCUGCGCCGCAUGAUCAACAAGAUCGACAAGAACGAAGACAGAAAAAAGGACCUGAGUAAGAUGAAGAGCCUUCUGGACAUUCUGACAGACCCUUCGAAACGGUGUCCCCUGAAGACCUUACAAAAGUGUGAGAUUGCCCUGGAGAAACUCAAGAAUGACAUGGCAGUGCCCACUCCCCCACCACCCCCGGUGCCACCGACCAAACAGCAGUACCUAUGCCAGCCGCUCCUGGAUGCCGUCCUGGCCAACAUCCGCUCACCCGUCUUCAACCAUUCCCUGUACCGCACGUUCGUUCCGGCCAUGACCGCCAUUCACGGCCCACCCAUCACGGCCCCAGUGGUGUGCACCCGGAAGCGGAGGCUUGAGGAUGAUGAGCGGCAGAGCAUCCCCAGCGUGCUCCAGGGUGAGGUAGCCAGGCUGGACCCCAAGUUCUUGGUAAACCUGGACCCUUCUCACUGCAGCAACAAUGGCACUGUCCACCUGAUCUGCAAACUGGAUGACAAGGACCUCCCGAGUGUGCCACCACUGGAGCUCAGUGUGCCUGCUGACUAUCCUGCCCAAAGCCCGCUGUGGAUUGACCGGCAGUGGCAAUACGAUGCCAACCCCUUCCUCCAGUCAGUGCACCGCUGCAUGACAUCCAGGCUGCUGCAGCUCCCGGACAAGCACUCGGUCACUGCCUUGCUCAACACCUGGGCCCAGAGUGUCCACCAGGCCUGCCUCUCAGCUGCCUAGCCAAGACUGCAGGGAUGGCCCGUGGCCUCAUUGGGGGCAAGGACACAACGCCUCCUCUCAGACACUUCUAGGUGUUGGCUUCCUUAGAGAGCCUGGGGUUAAGUUAGCUUUCCUGCUUUUAUCUUCUCCCUUGGGGACCUGCCAAAUGAAAUUCCACACCUGUACAGAACUGAGAUGGGAGCAGUGGAGCGGGCUGCUUAGGGGGUGUUGGCUGACUUCUCAGAGAAGGCCCUCCAUGUGACUUCUUCUAGGGAGCCAGAUAUGAUCCUUGGGUUGCUCUCACUGUGGCCUGUCCAGGGUCCAGGUCCAUCGCAGCAGCGUGAGGGUGCACUCAGGUUGUUCUUAGAGCGUCUUGUGUGCGCUAGACACACCCCUGCUUGUUUGUAUAGGAGAACACAGAGGACGUAGGAAACCCUUAAAACGCACAUGGGAUUCUCUGGUCAGUUUUGAGUUUAGGCUACGCUGCUUUUGGCAAGUGGGGCACACCCCCGGGGAAGCCUCUGAGUCCAGGGCAACAGGCUGCCUUUUGGAGGGAGGGCUGGCCCAUGGGUGCUGAUGGCUCCCCGCCACCAGCUGGGCCUCAGCCCUCAUGGCAUUCCUGCUAAGCACUGUGGGCACCCUGGGAGCAGGGACGUCGGGGAUCCUGUUCCCAGCACCUCUGUGCCACUCACAUGAGGGCUGUGUCCCCACUGCGAAGGAUGAAGAGCAAGACCCUCAGGACCUGCAUCCUCAGAGCACCACACACUGCGCCACCCAGAGAGAGCGGGCCUGUCAGCGGGCCAGGGCCAUGCAGGGAGUGCCUCCCUGUGUUGCCUGCCACUCUGGGCACUGGCCAGCAGCCCUCUGGUGAGAAGAGGUCCCCCUUUUUAUGUGCACUACCCUACCAUCUGUGAUUGUUAUAAUAAAUUUAUUAUUCCUGUGUU
This is a messenger RNA of Callithrix jacchus (white-tufted-ear marmoset), 3448 nucleotides long. RefSeq names its product mediator complex subunit 15 (gene MED15). NCBI's taxonomy places the organism in Eukaryota, Metazoa, Chordata, Mammalia, Primates, Cebidae. The record is from RefSeq and is a predicted model, not a curated record. Gene Ontology annotation, molecular function: transcription coregulator activity. Gene Ontology annotation, biological process: regulation of DNA-templated transcription.